Enhydra lutris kenyoni (northern sea otter) is the source of this 498-nucleotide messenger RNA. RefSeq names its product IQ motif containing F3. Gene Ontology annotation, molecular function: calmodulin binding. The transcript has 3 exons. The record is from RefSeq and is a predicted model, not a curated record. NCBI's taxonomy places the organism in Eukaryota, Metazoa, Chordata, Mammalia, Carnivora, Mustelidae. Bases 40 to 498 code for a protein of 152 amino acids.
CCAGAGGGGGUGUGAACACCGGAAAGACUGCCCCAAACCAUGGGCAAUAAAUGCUGUAAGUCUGGUCCAGAUGAGGAUGCACUAGAGAAAGAAAGACUGAAGCGGCUUCGCAAGAAACGCCGCAGAGCCCGGAUCAAGGCGGCCAGGAAAAUCCAGGCCUGGUGGCGUGGCACCCUGGUGCGCCGCACCCUGCUGGCGGCUGCCCUCCGGGCCUGGGUGAUCCAGAACUGGUGGAGGGCGGUCCUGUGCAGGCGGGUUCUUCAGCGGCGGCAGGACCUGCUGAAGAUCUACGUCAUCCGGGAGGAGGCAGCCGUCAGGCUCCAGUCCUGGGUUCGCAUGUGGCAGUGCCACCGACGUUACUGCCACAUAUGGCACGCCCUCUGCAUCCUCCAGGUCCCAAAAGGCUGCUUCGCCUUACAGACCGAUGACCAUCUACAGGACCAGUACGACGUCCCUCCCAGGCAGCCUGAGUUCCACAUCGAAAUCCUAUCGGUCUAA